GAAGAGAGAGUCAUCAAAGCCAUUGUUCCUAGUCAGACGGGGAAGGAGGAGAAUCGACGGCACAAGGCCCGAAGCCUUUGUGUGCGUGUUUUUAUCAUCACGAUGGCUGAUUUGCGUAGACGUAACGGAGGAGGUGGUGGUGGAGGAGGAGAUUCCCACAGUAGUAAUCGAGACAAACAUGAUUCCUUGUUUCCAAAACCAGACACUCAUAUUGGGGACAAUGCUGCUGCCCCUCCUCCUGUUAGUAAUGUGAAGACAAAGCUUAUUGAGAUGGGAUUCAGCUCCUCUCUUGUCCACAAGAAAAUCGAUGAAAACGGUAUUCACAAAGGCGUGCAGAUGGACGAGAUGAUAGACUUCCUCGUUGCUGCUCAGUUAGAUGAAAAAUAUGCAGAAUCUUCCCAAGACAAUGGUAGUGACUCCAAUAGAGGAGAAAAUGAUGUUGUUGUUGUUCCCAGUGAAUUGCCACUUGACAAAACUUCACAGCUGUUGGAAAUGGGAUUCUCUCGUCAUGAAAUCUCAACGGCUAUUGAGAAGCUAGGUCAAGAAGCUCAGAUCUCUGACCUCGCUGAGUCUAUCAUAAUUGGUGAAGUUCCUGCUGAUAACCUUGAAGAUAUAGAAAAGAAAGUUUCAACAACUCGUGCAUGUCCUUCAAAUAGUUGGAGAUUUGUUGCCCAGGAAAAUGAGGGUUCCUCAAGGUGCACUGCCACCAAGGUGAGCAAAAGAAUAAAAGACGAAGAUGACGACUUUGAUAACAGAGGGAAACGGUUAAGACCAGCUAUAGAAACACCAAGGAUGCAACAAGACAGCGCAAUGCACAAGCGACCUUACGUUUUCUACGGAAACAUAGGAGAACUAUCUCCCAAGGAGUGGUCCAAGAUCUCAAGUUUCUUCUUCGGGAUUCAACCUGAGCAUGUAGACACUCGGUUGUGUUCAACUCUCAGUAGGAAAGAAGGUUACAUGCACAACCUUCCCGUCGAAAACCGGUUCCAUAUACUCCCAAAGCCAACUCGGAGCGCUCCUCCUCCUCCACCAAGCAUCAUCUCCUCACCUGAGAAUCUGGAGUGCAUCAUGGGGUAUCCACCAAACCACACUAACAUUGGUGGUGGUGGUGGAGCAAGACUGAAGCUGCUUGAUUAUUGCUUCCAAACGGACGCAUUGGGCUACCAUCUCUCCGUGCUCAAGCCUAUGUUUCCCCAAGGGUUAAGAGUUCUAUCGCUCUUCAGCGGAAUCGGUGGUGCGGAGAUAGCGUUGAGCCGCCUCGGGAUCCAUCUGAGAAGCGUGUGCUCUGUGGAGCCCUGUGGUUUGAGCCGUAGCGUGCUGAAGAGGUGGUGGCGGAGCUCGGGGCAGAGCGGAGAGCUUGAGCAGAUUGAGGAUAUAAGGAGCUUGAGGACAAAGAGGCUGGAGGCUUUGGUGGGGAGAUUUGGCGGGUUUGAUUUGGUCAUAUGUCAAAACCCGCCGACACCGACUGAUCUCUCUAGAGAAAGCUCGAGAGGCGGAGCGUGUGAGUUUGAUUUUACGUUGUUUAACCAGGUGGUUCGGGUCUCCAAACUUGUCAGAGGUUUGAUGGAGUCGAUUUGACCCCCAAGUGUCGUCUCUACGUCAAGACUUGUCUCAGUUUCAAUUCUUAACAAAGGAGAAUGAUUAACAACACUUGUCUAGAAAAAGAUAGGCUAAAUACGUUUGGUCCAAAGUAGAUUACAUUCUUGAAAGAAGCUAAGAUUAUAUGUUGCGUGUCCUUGGAUAAUGAGUAUUUUCUGCAAAGAUAAUCUUAGAUCUUCGUUUGUAUUGUUGCAGACUCCAUUUUACAUUCAUGAACCGUUUGCAUUUUUCUGACGCAUUGUUAUUCUUAAUCUUCUGAUACAAGAUUGACUCUUCUC
This is a messenger RNA of Brassica oleracea var. oleracea, 1877 nucleotides long. Its product is annotated as DNA (cytosine-5)-methyltransferase DRM2-like. Gene Ontology annotation, cellular component: nucleus. Lineage: Eukaryota; Viridiplantae; Streptophyta; Magnoliopsida; Brassicales; Brassicaceae. The record is from RefSeq and is a predicted model, not a curated record. The transcript is spliced from 7 exons. The coding region runs from base 103 to 1578 and encodes 491 amino acids.